AGGGAGAGGAGAAGAGGGACGAGGAGAGCUAUUAAUAUCUGCCUGUCAAAGUGCUGGAGCUGCGUUUGGAGCGGGAGAUACAGUAUGUGAAGUGAUUUAUCCCAUUGAUAAAGAGUGGUAGAAGGGGCUGGUCCAGCUCCGCUGACGUCAUUCUGAGGGGGUCUGAAGAUGGCUCCUCAAUGCUCCGCGGCAGCACGGGCCCACACAUGCGUCAACGGCCAGCUGUCAGGAGGCACCGGCACACUGCUGUGAGAGGGAGGGAAGGAAGGAAGGAGGUAAAAGUAAAUAGAAGCUUAGAAAGGGCGGAAGGCACCAGACAUCCUUAAUUGCGGGCAAUCAGUUUGACUCUGUUGCUGUCACUUCGUCUGUCACAGAGACCGACAUAAGAACACGGGAGAGCCAUGGGUUCGUCCACAGAUGAAGAAUUCAAAGAGAAAUUACUGUGGAAUGUGAAACGAGAGGUGAAACAGAUCAUGGAGGAGGCGGUGACUAAGAAGUUUGUCCACGAAGACAGCAGCCACAUCAUCGGCCUGUGCAGCACCAUCGAGGCGUGUCUGAGCCACCUGUUGAAGCGGCGAGCGGCGGGUUUCCUGCGUAGCGACAAGAUCGCAGCCCUUUUCACCAAGAUCGGCAAGGUCAACGCCACGGCGGGAGAGGUGUGUCAGAAGGUCCAGGAGCAGCUCACACAGCAGGCAGAGGUCACCAGAACCCAGAGGACCCAGAGUGUGGGUCAGGAGCCCCUGAAGAGGCAAGGGUCGUCGUCUGCAGGUCGCGCCCCCCAGCCCCUCUCCGCUCAGGCCAUCAAGCACAUCUGGGUUCGCACCGCCCUCUUUGAGAAGGUCCUGGACAAGAUCGUACAGUACAUCGUGGAUAACUCCAGUAAGUACUAUGAGAGGGAGUCUCUGAUGCAUGACACUGUGUUUGGACCCAUCCUGGCAUGUCUACUGGUGGGUCCCUGUGCUCUGGAGUACACUAAGCUGAAGACGUCCGACCACUUCUGGACGGACCCUUCGGCCAACGAGUUGGUCCAGCGCCACCGGAUCCACGGGGCCCACCGUGGCCAGGACGCUUCCCCCAGCAGGAGGCCCGCUCUGGGGAUCCGGAAGAGACAGUCCAGCGUCAGCAUGUCCGAGGAUAAGUUUGCGGCGUCUGCACGGGAAUACGUGGAAUCUCUUCACCAGAACUCCCGUACUCACCUGCUCUACGGCAAAAACAACGUCCUGGUCCAACCGAAGAAAGAGAUGGAGGUGUUGCGGGGGUACCUGUCCCUUCACCAGUCAGGGGACAACCUCACUCUGAAGUGGACCCCUAACCAGCUCAUCAACGGCACCCUGGGGGACUGUGACCUGGAGAAGAGUAUCUAUUGGGACUAUGCGUUGACCGUGCCUUUGCGACAGGUCGUGUGCAUUCACUGUCACCAGCGACCUGACUGUGGUGGGACGUUGGUGCUGGUUAAUCAGGAUGGUAUCCAGCGCCCCCCCCUCCACUUCCCUCCCGGCGGCCACCUUUUGGCCUUUCUGUCCUGCCUGGAGACGGGCCUGCUUCCCCGCGGUCAGCUGGAGCCUCCACUCUGGAGCCAGAGAGGCAAGGGUAAGGUGUUUCCUAAGCUAAGGAAGAGGACCAGCACUGCCAGGCUGGUAGAUCAGGAGGGAGAGGAGCAGACUGCCAGGCUGGUAGAUCAGGAGGGAGAGGAGCAGACAGCAGCUGACUACGUGUUCCGCAUUGUCUACCCUGGACGCCACCACGACUCUAACCAUGGGGAAAUGAUGGACAUCCAGGGAGCCUAUAUGGGAGGCAGCCCGUCGUCAUGGCAGCAGGGAGCAGAGUGCACCAGUCACAUGUCGUCAUGUCUGCCUUGCUCCGCAGGGGGCAGUAACGUCUCAUUGGAAUACCCAGCAGGCUGCACCUGCAUCCACGACCGCAGCCCACUGAAGAUGCUGUGCCAGAAUAUGAAAAGGCAGAUCGUCUCCAGGGCCUUCUACGGAUGGCUGGCCUACUGUCGACACCUGUCCACAGUCCGUACCCACUUGUCAGCAUUGGUCAACCACAACAUUGUGCCUCCUGACAAACCUUGUGAGGCGUCGGGGGGCCUGAGUAAAGACUUGUGGAGCAAGUACCAGAAAGACUGCAAGAACUAUAAGGAGUUGGAGUUGUUGAGGCUGGUUUAUUACGGAGGUGUACAGCAUGACAUCAGGAAGGAAGUCUGGCCCUUCCUGCUGGGUCACUACAAGUUUGGCAUGGGCAAGAAGGACAUGAGCCAGAUCGAUGAGAAGGUCAGUGCACGGUACCAGCAGGUGAUGAAGGAGUGGAAAGCCUGCGAGGUGGUCGUCAAGCAGAGAGAGAAGGAGAUGCAGUCGGCCAUCUUUGCUAAGCUGUCUUCAGGAAGCAGCAUAGACAGCCACGUCCUCCGACUCAUACACAGAGACUCCACUCUCAGCAACGAGGUGUUCAUGUCAGUAGAUGAGCCUGAGGUGGGGGAGCAGCACACCCCAGGGGGGGGCGGAGGAGACACCCCCGGCCACUCUACAGUGGUUCCCCCCACAGCCGGAGGGGUAAUAGUUCCUGAUGAGCGCCCCCAAGUGGAGUUCGACUCCCCUGACUCCGGCCUCCCAUCCUCCAGGAACUACUCUGUUACUUCCGGACACUCUCAGAGUACGGAGGAGGACGGGGGAGCGGGGGAGGAGGCGCGGACACAAACACACAGUGUGACGGAGGCGAAGGAGCAGCAGGAUUCAAUAAGUGAGGAGAGGCUGUGCAGUCAGCUGGAUAAGUUGAUGACCAAUGGGAAUGGAGGAGUGGAGGGGAUGCCUUCACUGUCCUCCUAUACGAUUGAGCUGCUGGACACAGUGGCUCUGAACCUCCACAGGAUAGAUAAAGAUGUUCAACGCUGUGACCGUAACUACGGCUACUUUACGACCGCUAACCUGGAGAAACUACGCAACAUUAUGUGCAGCUAUGUGUGGGAUCACCUGGAGAUGGGUUAUGUCCAGGGGAUGUGUGACCUGCUGGCUCCUCUCAUGGUCAUCCUGGACGAUGAGUGUCUGGCGUACAGCUGUUUCUCCCAGCUGAUGAAGAGGAUGAGCCAGAACUUCCCCAACGGUGGAGCCAUGGACACACACUUCACCAACAUGAGGUCACUCAUACAGAUCCUGGACUCGGAGCUGUUUGAGCUGAUGCAUCAGAAUGGAGACUACACCCACUUCUACUUCUGCUACCGCUGGUUCCUGUUGGACUUCAAAAGAGAGCUGCUGUACCAGGAUGUGUUCUCAGUAUGGGAGGUGAUCUGGGUGGCCCCUCACAUCUCCUCUCAGCACUUCGUCCUGUUCCUGGCCCUGGCUCUGGUAGAGGUCUACAGAGAGAUCAUCAGAGACAAUACCAUGGACUUCACUGACAUCAUCAAGUUCUUCAACGAGAUGGCAGAACGUCAUGACGUGCAGCACAUCCUUCAGAUCGCCAGAGAGCUGGUGCACAAGGUCCAGUCUCUCAUCGAGAACAAGUGAUGAGGAGGAGGACGAAGAGAGGAGGAUGAAGAGCAGCAGAAGAGAGGAGCUAGAUGCCAUCACUGCACCCCUCGAUCCACCCGUCCAUCCUCCGCACCUAGCACAGCUUCCUCCCUCUCUUACCCCUCCCAAACCAGGGGAAGAGACAAAGACAUGGGCCCUCCAGCCCUCUCUCCCUCCAGGCCUCUAACCCUCUCUCCCUCCAGGACUCUAACCCUCUCUCCCUCCAGGCCUCUCUCCCUCCAGGCCUCAGCCCGCCAGACAGACCGGUGGAGGAUGAAGGCUCCAGGUGACCAUCCUGGUCUGGAUGCAGAAGAGAACAGUGGAAAGGAGAGUGAUGUUGGCUGGGCCCAGGUUUAGAUCUGGGUCCUGGUUCCUGGUCUAGGUCUUGUCCUGGUCUAGUUCCUGGUCUGGGUCUGGUCCUAGUCUAGUUCCUGGUCUAGGUCUGGUCCUGGUCUAGUUCCUGGUCCUAGUCUAGUUCCUGGUCUGGGUCUGGUCCUGGUCUAGUUCCUGGUCUAGGUCUGGUCCUAGUCUAGUUCCUGGUCUAGGUCUGGUCCUGGUCUAGUUCCUGGUCUGGGUCUGGCCCUAGUCUAGUUCCCGGUCUAGGUCUGGAACCAGGAGGUCUAGUUCCUGGUCUAGUUCCUGGUCUAGGUCUGGUCCUAGUCUAGUUCCUGGUCUAGGUCUGGUCCUGGUUUGUAGAUGUUGUUUACAAGCAUCCGGUCACAGAAUGCCUUGGUUGGUUGGUUGGUUGGUGUCAAACAUUUGGAGUUGGCUGCAUGCUCGUUAGUUUGAUCCCACUGUGACUUCCCACAUCUUAUCAUUCUCCACUAAACUCCACCCCCUGACCUCUCCAUCACAGAGACCAGAGACCCCCUGACCUCUCCAUCACAGAGACCAGAGACCCCUAACCUCUCCAUCACAGAGACCCCCUGUCCUCUCCAUCACAAAGACCAGAGACUCCCUGACCUCUCCAUCACAGAGACCAGAGACCCCUAACCUCUCCAUCACAGAAACCCCCUGCCCUCUCCAUCACAAAGACCAGAGAACCCCUAACCUCUCCAUCACAGAGACCAGAGACCCCCUUCCCUCUCCAUCACAGAGACCAGAGACCCCCUGACCUCUCCAUCACAGAGACCAGAGACCCCUAACCUCUCCAUCACAGAGACCCCCUGCCCUCUCCAUCACAAAGACCAGAGACCCCCUAACCUCUCCAUCACAGAGACCAGAGACCUCCUGACCUCUCCAUCACAGAGACCAGAGACCCCCUUCCCUCUCCAUCACAGAGACCCCCUGCCCUCUCCAUCACAAAGACCAGAGACUCCCUGACCUCUCCAUCACAGAGACCCCCUGCCCUCUCCAUCACAAAGACCAGAGACUCCCUAACCUCUCCAUCACAGAGACCCCCUGCCCUCUCCAUCACAAAGACCAGAGACUCCCUGACCUCUCCAUCACAGAGACCCCCUGCCCUCUCCAUCACAAAGACCAGAGACCCCCUAACCUCUCCAUCACAGAGACCAGAGACCUCCUGACCUCUCCAUCGCAGAGACCAGAGACCCCCUGCCCUCUCCAUCACAGAGACCAGAGACCCCCUGACCUCUCCAUCACAGAGACCAGAGACCCCCUGACCUCUCCAUCGCAGAGACCAGAGACCUCCUGACCUCUCCAUCACAGAGACCAGAGACCCCCUGACCUCUCCAUCACAGAGACCAGAGACCUCCUGACCUCUCUGUCACAGAGACCAGAGACCUCCUAACCUCUCCAUCACAGAGACCAGAGACCCCCUGACCUCUCCAUCACAGAGACCAGAGUCCCCCUGCCCUCUCCAUCACAGAGACCCCCUGCCCUCUCCAUCACAGAGACCAGAGUCCCCCUGCCCUUUCCAUCACAGAGACUCCCUGACCUCUCCAUCACAGAGACCAGAGACCCCCUGACCUCUCCAUCACAGAGACCAGAGACCCCCUGACCUCUCCAUCACAGAAACCAGAGACCCCCUGAC
This is a messenger RNA of Oncorhynchus keta (chum salmon), 5496 nucleotides long. Its product is annotated as small G protein signaling modulator 2-like. Lineage: Eukaryota; Metazoa; Chordata; Actinopteri; Salmoniformes; Salmonidae. The transcript is spliced from 23 exons. Gene Ontology annotation, molecular function: GTPase activator activity. Bases 402 to 3500 code for a protein of 1032 amino acids. The record is from RefSeq and is a predicted model, not a curated record.